AUGUGUUUAUAUUUAACGUUAAAUCAAAAUAUUCAAAAUAAAUUACAUGAAGAAUUAAAAAAUUAUGCAAAAACUAAUGGAUUAAUAACUAAAGCAAUUGAACAAUUAAAUAAUAAUGAAAGCGGGGAUUUGUGUUUAGACUAUAUUUGCUCGGCUAUUAGUUUGGAACACAGACCUAAACUAAUUUAUACAAAUGCUGUUGUUAAUGAAACAUUAAGACUCGUUAAUUUAGUCCCUUUCAAUCUGGGGCAUUUAGCCUUGGAAGAUUUAAAUGUUGGAAAGUUUGUGUUGCCUAAAGGUACGUUUAUGAUACCCCAAGUAUCGGAUAUAUACCCAAAUCCUCAAAAUUUUGAACCUGAACGUUAUAUAGACAAUGAAGGGAAAUUAAAAAAAGCUGAUGAGCUAAUAGCUUUUGGUGUGGGGAAAAGGCAAUGUGCUGGAGAAGCUUUAGCAAGAAUGAUGCUUUUCCUUUUUGCUGCAAACUUUUUUCUUGCCUACAAAUUAUUACCAGAAGAUCCAUUAAAACCUCCAAGCAUAGAGAAACUUGGAGGAUUAACAGUUUAUGUAAAAGAAAAAUAUAAACUUAGAAUAGAACCUUAUUUAGAUUUGUUUUAA
This is a messenger RNA of Meloidogyne enterolobii, 615 nucleotides long. The record is from the annotation of a GenBank genome assembly. NCBI's taxonomy places the organism in Eukaryota, Metazoa, Nematoda, Chromadorea, Rhabditida, Meloidogynidae.